CGUUGGCUGAUGGCGUAUCAUAGCAACAAGUGUAAACAAAGAUGGCUGCCCAGAGAGAAAAGGAUGCAGCUGAUUAUCUCGAGAAACACAAAAUCCUGGAGCUCUUUGACAACCUGACCAGCAUGCUCUUCUUUUACAGACCGGAUAAUCCCAGGGACUUUCUGGUGGAGCAGCUGAAGCAGUUGAAACUCUCCCAGCAGACAGGCGUGAAGGGGCCAAAUCUAUUCAACAACACCAACCUGGAUGCAGUCUUCGGGAUCCUGGAUCCAGCGAACCAGAAGUACAUCACUUACGCUCAAUACAAGCAGGCUCUGACCACCCUGGGCAUAAAGGACAUCAAUGAAUGUCCUGAAGGUGUAAACGAAGACAAAAUAUCACGGGACACCUUCAAAUCAGAAGCGAUACAAGGCCUGCAGAAAUGCUCAGCAGCUUACAUAUGAAGUGAUGUCUGAUGUUUUAUCCCACUCAGCUGGAACUGUAUUUAUUGUGUUGUUAACAGAAUGCUGAUAUUAAUAUUUUGCUAUAAAGAAAUUGUUUUUAUUGAGAGUUUAAAAUAAAACAGCUAUGUCUUUUUAAUCUAAAA
Notolabrus celidotus (New Zealand spotty) is the source of this 583-nucleotide messenger RNA. It is a transcript of the gene efcab10, whose product is annotated as EF-hand calcium-binding domain-containing protein 10. The record is from RefSeq and is a predicted model, not a curated record. Lineage: Eukaryota; Metazoa; Chordata; Actinopteri; Labriformes; Labridae. The transcript is spliced from 4 exons. The coding region runs from base 42 to 440 and encodes 132 amino acids.